AUGGCUAAUGUUCGAAUAUUUGCCUUUUUAUUGGUUCUCUUAAUUAUUGUCAAUUGUGCUUUAGUUCAAGCACAAGACUUUGAUGAUAUUCUUCAUCGUGAAAAAAGAUUAUUUACUUGCGCUAAAAUGGGCAAAAAGUGUUCCGGUGUUUUGAGUAAAUCGUGUUGUGGCGGUUUAGUAUGCAAUAGAACAUCAGGCAAAUGUGUACGUAAAGGUUCAGGAACUUCGUGGCUCAGCGAUCGAAAUGGAAAAUAA
Rotaria sp. Silwood2 is the source of this 255-nucleotide messenger RNA. NCBI's taxonomy places the organism in Eukaryota, Metazoa, Rotifera, Eurotatoria, Philodinida, Philodinidae. The record is from the annotation of a GenBank genome assembly.